Molecule: messenger RNA, 1392 nt
Organism: Prunus dulcis (almond)
Lineage: Eukaryota; Viridiplantae; Streptophyta; Magnoliopsida; Rosales; Rosaceae
Product: disease resistance protein RPV1-like
Exons: 4
Coding region: 1-1392 (463 amino acids)
Biological process (GO): defense response
Molecular function (GO): ADP binding; protein binding
Source: RefSeq, a predicted model, not a curated record
AUGGGCGGAAUAGGAAAAACAACUCUUGCCAAAGCCGCUUUCAAUCAAUUUGGUCGUAGCUUUGAAGGUAGUUGUUUCCUUGCAGACGUGAGGGUAAAAGCUGCAAACCCCGGUGGUCUAGUUAGUUUGCAAGAACUUCUUCUUUAUGAAACCUUGAACAGAAGCAAGACGAAGGACGUUGGUUUUGUGGAUAGAGGAACCAUUAUGAUAAAAGAAAAACUUCAACAUAGAAAAUUACUCGUCAUAAUCGACGACUUAGAUAAAGUGGAGCAACUAGAGGCAUUAGCUAGAAGCCAUGAUUGGUUCGGUCCAGGAAGUAGAAUUGUUAUAACAACAAGAGAUAAGCAGUUGCUAAAACCUAAUGUCGAUGAUAUAUAUGUCGCUGAAGAAAUGGAUGAAGAAGAAGCUCUAGAGCUCUUUAUUUGGCAUGCCUUUAAAGGAUGUCAUGUUAACGAAGAAUAUGUUGAGCUCUCAAGAAGAGUAGUUUCUUACUGUAGAGGUUUGCCACUAGCACUGAAAGUUUUGGCCUCUUCGUUGGCCACACAAAGCAAGGAAGUGUGGGAAAGCCAAUUGGAUAAAUUGAAUACAAUUCCUCCUGAAGAUGUUGUAAACAAGCUCAGAAUAAGCUAUAAAGGGCUAGAUAAUAAAGAUAAGGAUAUAUUCCUUGAUAUAUCUUGUUUCUUUAUUGGAAUGGACAAGAACUAUGUCACGCAGAUAUUGGAAGGAACUGACGAAAUUCAAGGACUUGCUCUAAAUUUGGAAAUAUCUGAAAAGGCUAGUUUCAGUGCACAAGCAUUUGAAAACAUAAGGCGACUGAAAUUGCUCCAACUCAAUUACGUAGAGCUCACUAACGGCUACAAAUAUCUUUCCACCAACAUGUUAUGGUGGAUGUGCUUGCAUGGAUUUCCACUACCAUCCAUACCGAAUCAAUUUGAUCAAGAAAGCUUAGUUGCCAUGGACCAGCAGAAUAGCAAACUCAUACUAGUUUGGGUGGAAUCGAAGAUGUUUAUCAAGUUGAAAUUCAUUAAUGUUGAGGAACUGAUAUUGCAAGACUGUAAAAGUUUGUCUGAGGUUCAGUCUUCCAUUGGGGAUCUACAAAGACUUUGGUCACCGUCAACACAUCUUUUGCCCCCUUCCUUAAAUGGCUCUUUAAGGGAAUUAGCUCUUGCAGGCUGCAGCUUAACUGAAGAUGCAAUCCCUAGGGAUCUCAGGAGCCUCAUUUCCUUAGCAGAUUUAAAUCUUGGAAACAAUGGUUUGCGUAGGCUACCAAGCCUCGGUGGUCUUUCAAAGCUUCAAAAAUUGUGUUUAGAUGACUGCAUAAACCUUACUGCAAUCCCAGAUUUACCAACAAACUUGACAGUUCUGCAAGGGAUUGGCACGUCGAAAGCGUGA